AUGGAUGAUAGAAUAUUGGUGCCAAACGAAAAAAUGUCUCUUUUGACCAGAGAGAAAUGUUCUAUCGGACAUGUUUAUCGUCGUUUUCUUUCUGAAUCGAAAUUCAAAUCGAACGUGAAAUCUUUACUCUCUACGAAAACAUUUGAUUAUUUGUCACGUGUUGAAACAGACAAUACCCUAGGUCACAAGUAUCUGGUCGAUUUCAAACGUCAUCGAAGCACUUGUUCAAUCGAUGGGUGUCUUUCUCGAGCACAACGAAAUUCAUUUUGUGCAAAACAUCUGCAAGCAUAUAUUCAGCCAACGGAGGCGAAACGAUUAAUGAAUAAGAAAACAUCUCAUCGAAAUUUUCCCACCAAAAAGCGUCUAGUCAUGAAAAAGAAAUCAACGCAACUCAAUCCGUGGUCUACAUCUACAUCUGCAGAAUCUGCCUCAACAAAUACCAAUAUCAAUGUUCAUCAAAUCAAACAGAUCUUCUCCAAGUUUCAUCACAAUCUAACUAAUGAAAUCGAUGAUGAUAUGAAAUCCGAAAAUUCAAUCGAAUACGAUUACACGAAUCCUAUACCAACACCCAUAAGCAAUCAUCACAAACAGCGACAUGUUUCUAUUGCAACCAUCUACUUGCAAGAAGAACAAUGGCAUCAAUUAGAAUUGUUUAUCAAACACUUUUCUUCGUAUGCUUCAUUGUCGAAUAAUAUGAAUAUUAAUUCUUCUACAACACAUUUGCUCGUCGAUGAUUCGUCCAAUCCACUUCGAUGUAUAUUCUCGAAAAAGAUCUUUCAAGCAGCUGCUCGACGCAUUUUCAUAGUUUCAAUCCGAUGGAUCGAAGAAUGUCUCUUACGAAAUGAAAUCGUCGACGAAACACGAUUCGAAAUUCACGGCGAUCAUUCCAUGUCUACGAUGCAUUUAGCUCGUCGUUGUUCAACGCUACCACUAUUCAGUCCCGCCAUCGGAUUCGUGAUUAAUUGUGCAUCGUUUCAACGGACAAUAACACGAAAUGAAUUAGCUGAGUUAGCCGUUCUUAGCGGAGCAACGGUAUUCGAGCGGGAACAACAUCAAGUAACUAAAUCACAAGUCAAACUUCUAAUUGUGCUCGUUGAUCCAAAUGCUGAUCGAUCUCGAUUGGAAAAUCAAUAUCGAUCAUGGCGUCACAAUGUAAAAUUUCUUACGCCAGGGUACUUGUUGAAAUCUAUCAUCUAUCAAAAGCAACAACCAUAUGAAGAUUUUGAACUACUUUAG
Molecule: messenger RNA, 1236 nt
Organism: Adineta ricciae
Lineage: Eukaryota; Metazoa; Rotifera; Eurotatoria; Adinetida; Adinetidae
Source: the annotation of a GenBank genome assembly